Phycodurus eques (leafy seadragon) is the source of this 4658-nucleotide messenger RNA. It is a transcript of the gene slc16a10, whose product is annotated as solute carrier family 16 member 10. Gene Ontology annotation, molecular function: monocarboxylic acid transmembrane transporter activity. The record is from RefSeq and is a predicted model, not a curated record. NCBI's taxonomy places the organism in Eukaryota, Metazoa, Chordata, Actinopteri, Syngnathiformes, Syngnathidae. Bases 166 to 1635 code for a protein of 489 amino acids. Gene Ontology annotation, biological process: transmembrane transport. The transcript has 6 exons.
UCUUGACAGUCAGUUGGAGUAGACGCGAAAAUAUCCUGACCUCGGCAGCUGCAGCUUCAGCCGCGGAUGCCGUUCCUCCCCGAAACACACGUUUCAUAUCGCCCGCAUCUUAAAAGUCAUCGUUGUUCGCGUUCAACUUCGAAUUGACAAGUUGACGGGCAAACAAUGGCACAAGGGACGAUCGUCACGGAUGGCGACGAGGCGCCCGAAGUCCUCCAGGUCCUGGCCGGCGAGAAACAAGCCGAGGAGGAGCUGGAGAAGAAGGAGAACGGGGACAGCCAGGUGAGCGUCCCCGAGCAAAGCGCCGAGUCCACGUUUGUCCCCCCGGAGGGCGGCUGGGGAUGGGUGGUCAUGCUGGCUGCCAUGUGGUGCAACGGCUCGGUGUUCGGGAUCCAGAACGCCUUCGGGAUCCUCUUCCUGUCCCUGCUGCGGGAGUUCGGCUCCGAGCACGACGACGACCUCCGCUUCAGGACAGCAUGGGUGGGCUCCCUCUCCAUGGGGAUGAUCUUCCUCUGCUCACCCAUCGUAAGCAUCUUCACAGAUAUUCUCGGAUGCAGAGUUACUGCCGUGGGUGGAGCUGCCGUCGGCUUGGUCGGCCUCCUGGCCAGCUCUUUUGUCACGUCUCUAGGCCCCAUGUACUUCACCUAUGGCAUUGUGUUUUCCUGUGGCUGCUCCUUUGCCUACCAGCCCAGCCUGGUCAUCUUGGGCCACUACUUUAAGAAGCGUCUCGGCUUGGUGAACGGUAUUGUGACUGCUGGCAGCAGCCUAUUCACAAUCAGCCUUCCCUUUUUGCUGUCCAGCCUGCUGGACAGACUGGGCCUCCAGAACACCAUGCGUGUCCUGUGCAUCUUCAUGUUUCUGCUCAUGUUGGCCGGCUUCACCUAUAAGCCUCUGCUGCCACGCAAGCCCAGAAGCACACGUGGUGGUUGUCCGCCCAUUAGCCAGUUGUUCAGCGUCAACAUUUGGAAAUCCGUGGGAUAUCGCAUAUGGGCUUUCGGCAUCCCAGCAGCCCUUUAUGGCUACUUUGUGCCUUACGUUCAUCUGAUGAAGUAUGUGGAGGAGCGCUUUGGGGAGGAUUCCAAUAAAGAAAUUCUGCUCAUGUGCAUUGGCAUCACGUCCAGUGUUGGGCGACUCAUCUUUGGCAGAGUUGCUGACUACGUCCAAGGAGUCAACAAAGUCUACCUGCAGGUGACUUCCUUCUUCGUUAUUGGCCUUUUGUCUAUGAUGAUCCCGCUUUCCAACGUCUUCGGCGGACUGAUCGCAGUGUGCCUCCUCAUGGGGAUCUUUGACGGCUGCUUCAUCUGCAUCAUGGCUCCCAUCGCCUUUGAAUUGGUCAGAGCCGAGGAUGUGUCCCAGGCCAUCGGCUUUCUCCUGGGCCUGAUGUCUGUGCCCAUGACUGUGGGACCCCCAAUCGCAGGCUUCCUCAGGGACAGACUCGGAAACUACAACUUGGCUUUCUACCUGGCAGGCAUCCCCCCACUCAUUGGAGGGUCUAUCCUGUGCCUGAUCCCCUGGGUGGAGGCCAGGAGCAAGAAAGCGAAAGAGGAAGCGCUCAAGGAUGUCAACCAAAAGAUGUUGGAGCACGACAAGCCUCCAGAAGAUGCACAAUUCAAAGCUGGAGAGUCUAUCCUCUAAUUGCCCCCCCCCCACCUCCCGCCAGACCCCCCCCCCCCCCCCCUACCCCCACACCCCCUCGCUAAACUGUGACACAACAGGGUCUGACUAAGACAGUUUGUGUGUGAUCAGUAAGGAUCCUAAUGAGUGCCUUGAGUAGCAGGUCUGAAAAUGCCAAAGUGAGGAAACAGUAAGAGGUUGAAGGACUUUAACUUAUUCACUGCCGGCCCUCCCAGCGAAGAGGGAUAUUUGACGUCUAACGCCGUCAAUGGCAGUGAUUUAAUUGAACAUGAAUGUGAUCGCGAGGAACUAUGCAAUGAAAUGUGAAGUCUUAACAAUCUGGAAAACCAAUGUUGUCUUGAAGGGAAUCCAAAAGGAAGCGGCGUGAUAGCUGACAGAUUUAGCCAUCCAUUUUCCACUCUUGUUGAAGACAAGAUGGCACACUAAAGGGAAAUCCCUGUUUCAACACACUCAUAUAUUUUUGGACAGUAACACCAAAGUACAUUUAAGAUUUGAUGAUAUAGGAAAGCAGUGGUUUGUGAGAAAUGAAUUUGCCUUGCAUUACCAUAUUGAUGUCCUCUAAUCGACUUGGGAUUCAGCUAAAACUUCAACAGGGUUUCCUCAUGAUUUUUUUUCAGUUUAUAAACCAAAUGAAAAUGUGGUUCUUACAUUAUAACAUCUACGGCCAUCACAUCACCACCCUCCUCCUAACUAGCAAUCUGACAAUGUAGAACACAGAAGACAUGAAUUUACUGCAACAAAUGUUGGGAGUAAAAUUCCUUACUUCUUCGUCAUGUCCUUAAGCCGCACACGCGUUGCUGCCGCGGGUUCUUUGCGCGCACAUUUCAUACGCUCGAGACCGAGUGUAGUUUGCGAUUCGGCAAUAACUCAAGAGUGUAUAGGUUGUAACAAAGUCCGGGUUCGAAACAAAACAGGUGAAUGACCUCAUAAAAGGACCACUUUACCAAAGUAGUAUUUUUAACCUGAGGCGAGAAAACAAUCAGAGGACACGUGUUUGACGAAUUAUUGACUAAGGGCACAUUCUCCCAUUUGCGUAAGGGGGGGGGUACGUAUUUGGCCGCUUUUUCUGGCUGUGCAAAUUCUCCCACGGACUUAAAUCUGUCAUUUGAUGAACCUUCAUGCCAGAUGCGCGCUCUUGCGUGGCACAACCCUGAAAUCUGGGUGUUCCCCGUCAAGUCGGCCAUCGUGCGUAUUCUUCCAUUGGCAUACACACGUUUCCUCCUUUAUAUUGACUUGAAGGUUCAGCUCUCCAGGCAGGCCAAAGAUCCCCAUGCCUGACCGGUGCUUAUUAGAGUAAGCUAAUUGAUUUCAUAAAUCAAGAGGAGGGGGCUUUUUGAAGAGAAACAAGCGCACCUCGGGCUCCAGCCUCUCACUAAUUACGACAACGGCAUUCAGUCUCAUGGUGAGUUAUUGGUGUGUCAUUUGUUUUUAUUUGUACGAAUGCCGGUCUGACAAAACACAGCGGCUGAAAUAAGUAUUUAACAUAUCACCAUUUUUUUCUCACUAAAUGUACUUCUUGUCAACGUGCAAUCCAGUUGGUGGCGCAAAAAUAGGUUAGGGAAUGCUGAUCUAGAGCAUGGUAGGUCCACGCUCUUUUGUUGGACCGCCACACGCAUUCAGUCGUGAGCACAGUAUUUUGAUUAAAUGACUUGUAUUGGAUUUAUUUCAUACACAAUAAAAGGCAUGCUCUCCUUCAAAGUGUAAGUGUAGCCAGAGCGGUCGGUCCACGUGUCCUGACCACACACUACCCCUUACAUAUGGCUUUUGAAAAUGUACAGUCAUUUCCGGACAACUUCUGUUGCCAAUGAAUCGCGCCUCUUCGGUGUGUCCAAGUUCAUUGAUAUGGGUGUGUCAGUUUAAUGGGAGAAUAGGCAAAAAUGAAAAGUGCGCAAAGCCAGGUAUUUCAAAAAGGACUUAUGCGCAGAUGGGAGUAUUUGCCCCCGAGUGACCUCAAGGUCACGUUUGGUCAAAUGAACGAUGAGCUCAAUGUGUAGUUUACUAUACGUCAGUGUGAGACAUGUUUUUAUUUAUUUCAUGUUCUUGUGCAAAACGUCAUGCUGUAUAGAUUGGCUUAUUUACUGGAGGCUGUGCUUUAACGAGUGAACAUAAUCUCAAUGACCACAUGAAAUACCAAUCAGGCAAUCAUUAUUAUUAUUAUUAUUAUCAUUUUGUUAUUAGGUGUUAUUAUUAUUAUUAUUAUUCUUUUCUUCACAGAUCCGUGACACACAUUACCUCAGACGUGAAAAGUAGGAACUGUACGUGCUGACGUGGCCGUCCAUACAUCAGAGGCACUUUUCAUGUUUCGGUGUCUGCGUGACACGCCACUCGAAACCACUGAGUCUUAGAAAUGAACCCAACCAAGUCUGAAAUCUUACAUUGUAGUGUUUACAUAUGCCGAACAUUGUCGUGUCGUACCAUUGUUUUUAUCAUGGUCGUUACCUCUCUAUUCAGGUCAGGCAUAUCCUUUGUGCGCAUGACCAAUCAGACAACUUGUUCAAUUGCUGAACGUGUGCCCCUGCAAUCACUUUGCCAUACUCCUUUACACACAGGCGCAUAAUCAUAAUUUUUCCCAAACCUCGACAUAGGAAUCCGUGGCGCCCAAAGAGAAAAUAGGAGUGUGAAAUGCAUAUAUUUUGAUUUUUCUCUGCAGAGUUUAUUUACAAAGUGCCUUAUCAACAUGCCUUAACUUUUCAUGUCCCAUGUUUUUGUUUGUUUUGUGUCCUCAGACAGGUUACGCUUACCUGCUUCAUGAUUGGCAUGUCAUUGCUGAUGUGUUUUUCCUCUCUUUGCAUCCUAACGUGUAGCCACUAUCAUCAGUGCAUGUGUGCAUUUUGGACUCGCUUCGAGUAGAUAUGAAGCCAGCGAAGGAUGUCUCUUGUAUCUUUCAAAUUUGACUUAUUUGCGUUGUGCUAGGUUAUGUCCGUCCAAAUUCCAAAUACCAUUGUAAUGUUAUCCGUCGGAGGAUAAUGUCACAUUGAAAUCCAUUGUAUGGGAAUUGUCAUGUGCAAUUAAAAAAAAACCAA